UGAGCAGCGGAGGAGGAGGAAGAAGAGACCGUGACUGAAGAAGACGCAGCCAGGGGCUCUGGGCAUGUGGGUCCAGCAGGUACCCUGGUCAUUCACUUGGGCUGUGCUACAGUUGAGCUGGCAAUCAGGGUGGCUUCUAGAGGUCCUCAAUAAGCCCUGGAGGCCCCUCACCUUCUCCCCAACCUGGCUCACAGUGUCAGAGGGAGCAAAUGCCACCUUCACCUGCAGUUUCUCCAACUGGUCGGAGGAUCUUAAGCUGAACUGGUACCGUCUGAGCCCCAGCAACCAGACUGAAAAACAGGCCGCCUUCUGCAAUGGUUACAGCCAGCCCGUCCGGGAUGCCCGCUUCCAGAUCGUACGACUGCCCAACGGACAUGACUUCCACAUGAACAUCCUCGAUGCACGGCGCAAUGACAGUGGCAUCUACCUCUGUGGGGCCAUCUCCCUGCCUCCCAAGACACAAAUCAAAGAGAGCCCUGGAGCGGAGCUCGUGGUAACAGAGAGAAUCCUGGAGACACCAACAACAUAUCCCAGACCCUCACCCAAGCCAGAAGGCCAGGUUCAAGGCUUGGUCAUUGUCAUCAUGAGCGUCCUAGUGGGUAUCCCCGUGUUGCUGCUGCUGGCCUGGGCCCUCGCUGCCUUCUGCUCAACAGGUAUGUCAGAGGCCAGAGAAGCUGGACACAAGGAAGACCCUCCGAAGGAGGCGCAUGCAGCAGCCCCUGUCCCCAGUGUGGCCUACGAGGAGCUGGACUUUCAGGGACGAGAGAAGACACCAGAGCCUGCCCCCUGUGUGCACACAGAAUAUGCCACCAUUGUCUUCACUGAAGGACUGGAUGCCUCAGCCAUAGGACGUAGGGGCUCAGCUGAUGGCCCACAGGGUCCUCGGCCUCCAAGACAUGAGGAUGGACACUGCUCUUGGCCUCUUUGACCAGACUCUUCAGCCAUUAGCAUGCCACAGGCCCUCCACAGAGAGCACUGGUCCAUUCCUCCGUCAAGAGGAACAUGCAGGCUACAGUUCAGCAAAGCUCCAGGAUCUGAGCUAUCUGGAAUGACAGCGCUUGCACUGUUGAGUGAGAGCUCUCUUCGUGUUUACCACAAGCUGGGAACAGCAGGCUUCCCUGUUUCCUCUUGUCACAGGGUGCAGAGCUGGCCUAAGCCUAGUCUCCUGAAUCCUACUGUUGGGCACUUCUAGGGACUUGAGACACUGUAGCCUAUGGCGUCUGUGGGUUCUGUGUCUGGAAAUGGAGAGACCUGGUUACGGCCUGACUUUGAGUAGCCCUGUGAGGCAACCCCAUAACACGAGGGUCCAGCUAUACAGUGGGCCCAGCACCUAAAGCCACCUUUGGGAGAUACUCAGGCGGGAAAUUCUUAGGCUGGGGGACUGAACUGAUCCUGAGACCUGGAAAAGUUUUGAUGAAGACCAGAAAAGCUCCUAGCUUCAGGGUUUCGGGAAGCCUGAACACUUUCCAGGUAACAACUCCAUGAGAGUCCUUGCUGUCCUUCUGCACCUCAGUUCUUUCUACAGCAGGGACACUAAGGCAAUAAAAGGAACCAGCAAAGCUAGAGAUCCACCCACACCUCCAGUGAGGCACUCGAGUCUCCCUACCCCUCCUAGGAACCAAAAGGACAAGGUCCAUGUCAGCAGCAGGGAAGGAAAGGGGGGACACAAUUUUGAUUCAUACCAACUCUGCCCACAGCAGGCAGUGGUUUAAGUGUUCGGAUCUCCUCAUUCACCCUGUCCUGGGGUCCAGUUCUGGCUCUCCAUCACAGCGUAGGGCCCUGAGAUGGGCAAAUGGUUUAAGGGUUCCCUUGGCACUCCAGACAGUCAAGAGCCUAGCUGUCUGGUGGGCACCCUAAAUGGCCAGGACUCAAGAGUCCCUUUCCUUUGGUUUAAGCCCAUUAUAAUUAAAUGGUUACAAAAGCUUU
Rattus rattus (black rat) is the source of this 1926-nucleotide messenger RNA. RefSeq names its product programmed cell death 1 (gene Pdcd1). Bases 65 to 928 code for a protein of 287 amino acids. Gene Ontology annotation, biological process: negative regulation of immune response; positive regulation of T cell apoptotic process. The transcript is spliced from 5 exons. Lineage: Eukaryota; Metazoa; Chordata; Mammalia; Rodentia; Muridae. Gene Ontology annotation, cellular component: membrane; external side of plasma membrane. The record is from RefSeq and is a predicted model, not a curated record.